GUAUGAAUGCUGCAGUACGUGCAGUAGUGCGUAUGGGAAUCUACGUGGAAGCUAAAGUAUAUUUUAUUUAUGAGGGAUACCAAGGUAUGGUUGAUGGAGGUAACAACAUUGUUGAAGUGUCAUGGGAAAGUGUUUCAAGCAUCUUGCAAGUGGGAGGGACAGUUAUUGGUAGUGCACGCUGCAAAGCAUUUCGUAAUCGGGAAGGCCGUUUGAAGGCAGCGUCCAACUUGAUUCAGCGUGGAAUCACUAACCUUUGUGUGAUUGGUGGUGAUGGUAGUUUAACAGGUGCUAAUCUCUUUCGUGAAGAAUGGAGUGGACUUCUAGAGGAACUGGCACAAAGUGGCAAGAUUGAAGAAGAAGCUGUUAAAAAAUAUGCUUAUCUCAACAUUGUUGGGAUGGUUGGAUCCAUAGAUAAUGACUUCUGUGGCACUGAUAUGACGAUUGGUACUGACUCGGCCUUGCACAGAAUCAUUGAAGUCGUGGAUGCUAUUAUGACCACUGCUCAAAGCCAUCAAAGGACCUUUGUCCUAGAAGUUAUGGGAAGACACUGUGGGUAUCUAGCUCUUGUUAGUGCAUUAGCUUGUGGUGCAGAUUGGGUAUUUAUUCCGGAAUACCCCCCAGAAGAAGGAUGGGAGGAUCAGAUGUGUGUUAAGCUUUGUGAGAACCGUGCACGAAAAAAAAGGCUGAAUAUUAUAAUUGUGGCAGAAGGUGCCAUUGAUUGUCAUAACGAAGCUAUCACUUCAGAAAAGGUUAAGGAUCUUGUGGUUCUGCAGCUGGGAUUUGACACUCGUGUUACCAUUCUGGGUCAUGUUCAAAGAGGAGGCACUCCUUCAGCCUUUGAUAGAAUUUUGGCAAGCCGUAUGGGUGUGGAAGCUGUACUGGCCCUUCUAGAGGCUACACCAGAUACUCCUGCUUGUGUUGUGUCCUUGUCUGGGAACCAGGCUGUCCGUCUGCCUUUAAUGGAGUGUGUGCAGAUGACUCAAGAAGUACAGAAAGCAAUGGAUGAAAGAAAGUUUUGUGAGGCUGUGAGACUUCGUGGAAGGAGCUUUGAAAACAACCUGAACACCUACAAAUUAUUGUCUCACAGAAGACCAGAUGCAGAACUUCCAAAGACUAAUUUUAAUGUGGCAGUUUUAAAUGUAGGUGCCCCAGCAGCUGGGAUGAACGCUGCUGUCCGAUCUGCAGUAAGAGUUGGCAUAACUGAAGGUCACAACAUGUUUGCUGUUAUUGAUGGAUUUGAAGGCUUUUCUAGAGGCCAGAUAAAGGAAAUCAGCUGGGGAGAUGUUGGAGGAUGGACUGGCCAAGGAGGGUCACUUCUUGGCACAAAACGUACCCUCCCUGCAAAAUAUUUGGAGAAGAUUGCUGACCAGAUGCGUGCUAAUAACAUCAACGCUCUUAUGGUUAUUGGUGGAUUUGAGGCCUACCUGGGACUUUUGGAAUUGUCAGCUGCCCGUGAGAAAUAUGAGGAGUUCUGUGUUCCAAUGGUUAUGGUUCCUGCAACUGUAUCCAACAAUGUACCGGGUUCAGAUUUCAGCAUUGGUGCAGAUACUGCUCUGAACACUAUAACUGAUGUAAGUCUGUUCAAGUGUGCAUGCUUACUAACAAAGCAUUCAAGAAAAAUCAUGUGUGAUCUUUUUCUUUCAGUAAUAGAGGUAGCUAAAAAAGUGGAUAAAGUGGUAGCUAAAGAAGCAGGGUCCAUAAUAGUAGCUUAUGAAAGUUGUCUGCAAUUAGCUGAGGCACGUGCUCGCUUUGAGGAGUUUUGCAUUCCUAUCUGUGUGUUGCCAGCUACUAUUAGCAACAAUGUGCCAGGCACUGACUUUAGCAUUGGUGCUGACACUGCCCUGAAUGCUAUUGUGGAGACAUUAGCCAAUAUGGGGGGCCUGGCUGCAGGUGCAGAUGCCGCUUAUAUCUUUGAAGAGAAGUUUGAUAUUCGAGAGCUCCAGGCUAAUGUGGAGCAUUUGACUGAAAAGAUGAAAACCAGCAUCCAGCGUGGUCUUGUGCUAAGGAAUGAGAACAGCAAUGAGAACUACACAACUGACUUUAUCUACCAGUUAUAUUCUGAGGAAGGAAAAGGCGUGUUUGACUGCAGAAAGAAUGUACUGGGCCACAUGCAGCAGGGUGGAGCACCUUCCCCAUUUGACAGGAACUUUGGGACAAAAAUCUCUGCAAAAGCAGUACAAUGGAUCUCCAAGAAACUGAGAGAAACCUACCGCAAAGGAAAAGUGUUUGCCAACACUGAUGACACAGUUUGUUUGCUAGGAAUGCGCAGACGCAAUCUUCUUUUCCAACCUGUGGUUGAGCUUAAGGGUGAAGCAGAUUUUGAGCACAGAAUUCCCAAGGAACAGUGGUGGCUGAAACUUCGACCUCUGAUGAAAAUUCUAGCCAAAUACAAGACCAGCUAUGACGUUUCAGAUUCAGGUCAACUAGAGCAUGUAGCUAGGCACAGCCCCAAAGAAAUGGAAACUGGAGCCAUCUAAGAAGAGACCAUCAUUUUAGAUAAAGUUGUAAUAGACCUACCUUGUGCGUAACAAUGCUUUAGAAUAUUGAUUACAGCUUUGUUUGUAACAUUUAAAUUAUUGUACCAGCACUUUAUGUGAAUUCAGAAAUGCAGAUGUCACGCACAUUUCUUGCCCAGUGUUAUCGUAGGUUUAAAGCAGAUCCUAGCACCUAACUUACAAAAUACCAAUUACCGGCCUGAUCCUUACAUUUAACACAAUUCUAUGCACUCAGAGUGAUAUGUCAUUCAUCUAGCGCACUUUAUCUCAGAGAUAGUGUCUAUAUUCAGAAUAUAUGUAGAAGGCUAGUUUUGUGUCAUGUUACAGAGUGAAUUUAUGUAUCCAAAGUGAAAUAAAAGUACUGUUGCAAACCAUC
Messenger RNA from Pelodiscus sinensis (Chinese soft-shelled turtle), 2871 nucleotides. NCBI's taxonomy places the organism in Eukaryota, Metazoa, Chordata, Testudines, Trionychidae. The record is from RefSeq and is a predicted model, not a curated record.